GUUUCUAGAAUGGCAAAAACUGGAGAUCGUUCUUCCUAUUCUGAUCCAAGCGUUCAUAUAACGGAUAAAUUGGAAAUUGAUUGGAAGAUAAAUUUUAGUGCACAAACCAUCAGUGGUUCAGUUAAUCUCUUCUUGAAAAAUGUCUGUCCAGGAAACCUUAAUUCAAAUAUUCUCUUAGAUACAAGGGACCUAAAAAUUCAUUCAGUUCACGUAAAUUCGGAACCAGUGAAAUGGCAUUUAAAACCUGUUACUGUGCAAGCUUUCGGAUCUUGUUUGGAAAUCAUACCAAAUACGGCCUCAGAUAGGUAUGAUGUUAAGAUCGAUUACGAAACUUCUCCAGAUUCAUCUGCUCUUCAAUGGCUAGACCCACAGCUAACUGCUGAUCGCCGUCAACCAUUUAUGUUCAGCCAAUGUCAAGCUAUUCAUGCCCGUAGUCUUCUUCCUUGUCAGGAUACUCCAUCUUCUAAGUUUCCCUUUGAAGCUAAGGUAACCGCUCCAAAGGAAACCGUUGUCAUCAUGGGUGCCAAACGUAUUGCAGAGCCACUCGUGACCGACGAUAAACACCUUACUUAUCACUUUAAGCAAAGUGUCCCGAUUCCCAGUUAUCUGAUCGCUAUUGCCUGUGGAGAUCUAGCUAGCAGAAAAAUUGGUCCACGUUCAUCUGUAUGGGCUGAACCCAGUAUAGUUGAAAAAGCAGCUUAUGAAUUUAGUGAAACAGAACAAAUGAUUUCAGCAGCUGAAAAUAUCUGUGGACCUUAUGUGUGGGAUAUAUAUGAUAUCUUGGUGCUUCCACCGACAUUCCCCUAUGGUGGUAUGGAAAAUCCAUGUUUAACAUUUGUUUCACCUACUCUACUGGCUGGUGAUCGAUCGUUAGCUAAUGUAAUCGCCCAUGAGAUUGCACAUUCAUGGACUGGUAAUUUAGUGACAAAUUCAAAUUGGGAUGACUUUUGGUUAAACGAAGGACACACUGUGUAUUUGGAACGCUUAAUUGUAGAAAGUCUUCAUGGAUCGCAUAUGAGAUAUCUUCAUCUAAGUUUAGGUUACAAGGAACUGCUAGAAGAAGUCAAAACUCUUGGUGCAUCAGAUCCAAUGACGAAGCUAAUUAUCGACUUAAAAGAUGUUGAUCCAGAUGAAGCUUAUAGUCGAAUUCCUUAUGAAAAGGGAUCUCUUUUGCUCUACUACAUAGAGACUUUGUACGGAAAAGAAUCUAUGCUUAAAUGGUUAAAAGCUUAUGUGAAACACUUUUCUGGACAAUCACUCAAUUCAAAUACUUGGUUGGAAUUUUUAACAACUCAGUUAGGUUCCGAUAUACUUGACCCAAAACAUCAGUUGGACUCUUGGAUGCAUAGUCCAGGUUUACCCCCAUGGGUACCGAAGUUCGAUGUUGACGAAUUACUUUCAGAAUGUGAUAAUUUGCUGAAAUUACUUACUUCAUCUGACCUGUGUUCAAGUGCUACAGAAAUCCAAAGUUUGACUCAGUUAUGGCAUAAAAUGUCACAUGAACAACGUGAAUUAACUUUACGCCGUGUUAACGACUCCGAACCACUGAAUAUCAGUAAUCUAUGCAAAAUUGAUGAAUUAUUAGAAUUAUCCAAGCAUAAAAAUGCUGAAAUACGAGUACAAUGGUGUCUGAUCUGCAUUGCUUCCCGUCAUUUACCCGCGUUAGGUCAUAUUUUUGAAUUUUUAAACAGUCAGGGUCGUAUGAAGUAUACUCGUGCGACAUAUCGGGCUUUAAACGAAUGGCCAGAAGCUAAAGAAAGAACAAUACAAAAUUUCCAUGAACAACGUCCAUUUAUGCAUCAAACAACUGCAAUGUUAGUUGAAAGAGAUUUGAAUCUUCAUGAAAAUGGAAAACUUGUAUCUACUAAUUAACUUUAAAUAACAUAUUCUAUAUUAAUUUGAUGUUUGUUACCAAUCGAUUUACUAUACUAUAUACUGUGGUUAUUAAAGUAUUGAGUUUGGGUUUAUUUUUGACAAAAGAUAAGAUUAUGUUAUUUUUUCUUCACCAGAAUGUUGUACUAAGUAUUAAAAAGAGAUAAAUUCAUUUUAUUAUUCAAAUUCAUAAAAUCAUUUUCAGUUUGUG
Schistosoma turkestanicum is the source of this 2083-nucleotide messenger RNA. Lineage: Eukaryota; Metazoa; Platyhelminthes; Trematoda; Strigeidida; Schistosomatidae. The record is from the annotation of a GenBank genome assembly.